CCCCCAAAUAUUCGCAGAAACCCUAGAUUAACAAUUGAUCAAAAAUCAUGGUGAGGAGAAAGAUCGACAUCAAGCUUAUCGCAAACAAAUCAUACCGACACACAACCUUCACGAAGCGACGGAAAGGCCUCAUGAACAAGACCGAGGAAUUCUGCAAGGUUUCCGAUUCCAAGGGGAUCGUGAUCAGCUUCUCCGACGCCGGAAACUGCUUCUGCCUCGGCCAUCCUGACGUCGGAUCCGUCUUGAACAACUACUUGGGCGACUCCUCCUCUGCGAUCGCAACGGAGGCGGAGAAAAUAAUAGGUGAUGCGUUGGAGAGCGGGAAGUGGGUGGAGGCGGUGAAGGGGUUGCGAUUGGAUGGGCUUGACCGAGUCUAUGUGGAGUUGGAGAACGCCACCCGAAAAUUGGAGGCGCUUGCGGCGGCCAAGGAGGAGACUCAAUCUUAUGGCCGGAGAGAUUAGAUUGCUUACUGUAAUUAAAUUUGAAAGCUUAGUUCAUUACAGAAUUAAUUGGAGUAGUUUUCUGUAGA
Salvia splendens (bonfire salvia) is the source of this 529-nucleotide messenger RNA. RefSeq names its product agamous-like MADS-box protein AGL23. The transcript has a single exon. Bases 48 to 461 code for a protein of 137 amino acids. The record is from RefSeq and is a predicted model, not a curated record. Gene Ontology annotation, molecular function: RNA polymerase II cis-regulatory region sequence-specific DNA binding; protein dimerization activity; DNA-binding transcription factor activity, RNA polymerase II-specific. Gene Ontology annotation, biological process: regulation of transcription by RNA polymerase II. NCBI's taxonomy places the organism in Eukaryota, Viridiplantae, Streptophyta, Magnoliopsida, Lamiales, Lamiaceae.